AUGGGCCUUUCUCGAUCCCCUCGCCCGAAGGACAACCGCAAGCGGCUGAAGGCCCUCGUCCUGGAGGAGACGGCGGGCCCGCGGGCGGACGAGGCGGAGGCCCCCGCCGAGGGCGAGGGGGCGAGAAACGCCCGCGUCCCGGGCGGCGUGAUGGCGGAGGCGGGCGUCAGCCCGGGGGGGCUGCCGCUGAAGACCCUGGCCUGCCGCAUCGUGAUCUCCGCGGACUCCGUGAAUGUCGACCCCGACAUCUUCAACUCGGUGCACGGCAACGGCCUGGUAUACGACGGGCGCCUCAUCGUGGACCAUAACUUUAAGACCACGGACGAGGCGAUCUUCGGAGCCGGCAGCCUCUGCGAGUUCAGCCGCCGCUUCCAGCGCAAGAACGCCAUGCGCUACCUGCGCCACGACGGCUUCAACGGGCGCGAGGUGGGCGCCAAGCUGGCGAGGGCGCUGCUGCGCGUCCUGGACCCGGUGAACGGCGACCCGCCAGCCCCGGGCGGCGCCGCACACGCCCCAGACCAGGCCGCCCUGGCGGGCGUGACGCCAGGCACGCAGCCAUCCCAGGCGGGCGAGGGCCAGGAGCUGGCCCUGUUCGAGGGCCUCGACAGCGAGGCGGCGUCGCCCGACCUGCUGCCGGAGUUCUUCAUGCCCAUCGCCAAGGGCGGAUUCCUUCCCGGCGGCCUGCACUUUUACCGCAUUCGCUCCUGCAGGCGCGGCGAGCUCGAGGCCGCGCAGGUCGAGCCGAGACCCGAUCAGACCAUAGUCACCGACACCCUCGACACGAACAACUGGUCGGGGCACUACUGCCAGCUCACCAUCGACAGCUUUGGCAGGGUGGACUCCAUUGCAUAUCUCGGCUACGAGGAGCUCCAGGUGGAGUCGCUAUGGAGCCUGGUCGGCCUCAGCGAGACGUUCCUCAAUCACUUGUUCGUUCGCUGGCAGUCUGGCGACAUCCCAGACAUUGUCGAAUUCCUGACCGACGAGUGGGCCACGGCACUGUUCCACGACCGCUUCGCAGAAUUCUGCGACCAGAUCAAGGUGGAGAUGAGGUCGCAGGAGGAAGUCCGCAAGAUCAUCGACGAUGCGCUGCGCACCGUGGACCUCAAGGAGGGACUCAGCCGUGAGCUGCUGGCACAGAUCCGAGCAAAUCUACCCAAAGAGAGCGUCAAGGCCAUCCAGGACCACCUCCUAGACUACCUGCGCGAGAACACCAACCACCUUAGAGCUUAUUUCUUGCCCGAAAACUGGGCACCUGAGCCGAGGUGA
Prorocentrum cordatum is the source of this 1266-nucleotide messenger RNA. NCBI's taxonomy places the organism in Eukaryota, Dinophyceae, Prorocentrales, Prorocentraceae. The record is from the annotation of a GenBank genome assembly.